Messenger RNA from Polyodon spathula (Mississippi paddlefish), 3021 nucleotides. It is a transcript of the gene dmrt2b, whose product is annotated as doublesex and mab-3 related transcription factor 2b. The transcript is spliced from 3 exons. Gene Ontology annotation, biological process: sex differentiation; regulation of transcription by RNA polymerase II. Lineage: Eukaryota; Metazoa; Chordata; Actinopteri; Acipenseriformes; Polyodontidae. Gene Ontology annotation, molecular function: DNA-binding transcription factor activity, RNA polymerase II-specific; RNA polymerase II cis-regulatory region sequence-specific DNA binding. The record is from RefSeq and is a predicted model, not a curated record. Bases 432 to 1718 code for a protein of 428 amino acids. Gene Ontology annotation, cellular component: nucleus.
UGCAUGCUCUUGUGUGAUCAGGGGCUCGGAUUGGUUUCAUUAGGAGAAGUUGCCAAGUGCGCUGCAGAGAGUAGUGAGAACUUGAUGCGCACUGACCCGCUGGGAGUCGCCGGCGACACCGCAGCAUUUUGCACAGCCUUUGAACUUUAAAUAAGACACGUUCCUGCCACGGACAUACCGGGGUCAUAGCAAGAAAACGAACUGUACCUAGUUUACAGGCAGAAACAGCACUUUUAAAAAGCGAAGAGUUUAAGAGUGUAGUGAUUAAUACAUUAGGGCAUGCGUUGAAUUUAAAAGCCCAUGAGCCCAUACAACAAGUGAUCCCAAAUAUAGCGCAUGUGGGUCUGUCUGAAAGUGUUCGUGCGAUUUCACAUUAUUAGUAGUAACAUUUGGAAAGUCUUAACGUGUGUUUGGGAAGAUAAGCGCCCUAGAUGUCCAAGGGCCUGGAAAUGCGCCUCGAUUUGAAGAAGUGGGGUGAUAUGUUUAAAGAUGCCGGAGAAGAAGAGGAGGAAGAAGAGGAGGAGGAGAUCGAUGUGGAGAGCUUGGACGGGUCCAUUUCCAAGAUCGCUGAGGGGGAGGGUGGCUGCAGGGGAGAGAAGGGAGCGAAUCCGAGUCAGGAACAGCAGCGCCGGCUAACGCGCAGCCCCAAGUGUGCGCGCUGCCGCAACCACGGCGUGGUGUCUUGCCUCAAGGGUCACAAGCGCUUGUGCCGCUGGCGGGACUGCCAGUGUGUGAACUGUCUGCUGGUGGUGGAGAGGCAGCGGGUCAUGGCAGCGCAGGUGGCGCUCAGGAGACAACAAGCUACAGAGGUCAGGAAAGAUGCCAGAAGAAAUGCCGCACCAGGCCCGUCUCGAAGGACACCGUACCAGCGCUAUCCCAGGUCUCACGGUUUGCUGGCAAGGAGCAUACUGGAGGGCUACAAGACCCCUAUGGUAGAAUCUCCCUGGUCGAACAGAACGCACUUCCCUAACCUCAGCGAGAGAAUGAGGAAGAGACGGGCGUUCGCCGACAAGGAGCUGGAACACGCCAUGCUGGAGCGAGAAUUCAGACAGAAGGAGCUGGAGGACCUGGCCGCGCUGCAGAUGCUCAGCCCCACGCUGCCCGCCGCACCGGGACCCAUGUGCAGCGCGCCGGGAGACCCGACACUGUGCAGCCAAACCGUUUACCUCCCCUUGGUAAACACCAGCCCCGGGUUGCUGGAAUGCGGGUUUCACUGCUGCCAGGCUGGAGAGUUGCUGGCGACGACACAAUCGAGUUCAAUGGAGUGCAGCUACGAGCAGGUGCAAUGCGAUUUCUUGCAAAGGAGACGGCUGGACUCUGCGAGAAUGGUUUUGGAAGGUUUAGAACUCUGCCGGGGGACCUCGCACUGCCACCAGCCGCAGCAGCACCAGCACCGGCAAACCGGGUUGGAAGAUUCGACGGUUCUGGAAUGUGGUGCGCGUCAUAGCUGCCACAGCAGAGGAACCCGUGAGCCCCCGGGUGCACCAGUGCUCUGCAUUUCUAUGCAGCGUCCCUCUCCUGAUCCGGAAGACCUCGGCGCUUCCAAAGGCUGGGGAUCUUCAAUUCACGAUGCCCUCCCGCUAGAACUGAAGGAACCGGGCUGCAGACAUCAGCAACAGCCCACUGCAAAGGAUAACUUGACUAAGGUUUUGCAGACCCGCCGCGCAAUGGUCAAGACGACUUUGCCGUUUUCAGUAGAAUCGCUGUUGAGAGACUGAUACUGCAUACAGCGCGCACCAUUAGCAAAAAGGAAAAUAAUGAACUAGUUUGCAAAAUAUAUAUUUUUAAAUCGUGUACUUAUAAUACUGUAAUAAUACGAAUCGUCUACAAUACUAUGGGGUGUUAAUAAAUGUAGGCUUAUUGUCCAGAACUAAAGCUGUUGAUCUGGUAGAAUCCCAGCCAGGGUUCUGUGCAAUCAAAUGGAUCUUUACAAUAACCAUUACACAGAACGAGAACGCCACCAUGACCCGCCUACACGCGGGACCUAAAACAGCUUUUCUUUUAUUUUUAUAUGAAGUUAUUUUAUUUUUCAUGUUUGUAACGCAUUGUUGUUUUACUGUCAGUAAUGCACAGCGUAUGUUUAAACCCGCAUGUCAGAUCAUUGCAAAGGCUUGACCAAAUGAUCGACGCACUGUCUGGAGUAAGCAGCUCCACUCACCGGAGGAGAAGCUCUGUUAAAUAAUAUUUGAUUAAAUAAGAGCACAGGGGUCAUUGUUACAAACCAUGUACCGACCGUCGCGCUCCUACGCGCAGCUAGGCUGAGUCUCGCUAGUUCUCUAAAAACACAUCUUGCAAAAUUAGCAGGGUAAUAAAAGCACAGCAAAGUGUGUAAUUAACACAGUGGAGGCCGGUACAGCCUAGGCACGCCUUGCAAAGAAUAGCGAGGUGUGGGAAAGUAUAUGAAUAGACAUGGCCCUACAGGCUCACCUGUGGUAAAUGCACAGAUAACCAUGGGGCAGGACUGUGGUAAACCUCAUUAAGGGUGAGCCAUCUCUUCAGCUUAUUAUCACUAUGCAAUUAUCUGUUUAACAUCUUGACAUGUUAAGAUAUUAAAAUAUGUACAUUUUUGUUUUUGUAUUUCUUAUUAUUUUGCACAUAACGCUGCAAUAUUCUUGUAACUUUAAAUUAUACAAAUAUAUUGGCCACUUUGAAACAGCCUUACAGUCGGCUCCUGCUUCUUCAUUUCAAUGUCCACCGUGAGCGAGUAAUAAUCUGGUUUCAUUUCGGACCCUCGUAGACUCACUCAAUGGGCUUCUUGUGUGUGUUCCGGAAUGAUGAACGAGGCACUGCAACUUGUGCACAUGUACAAGCACUCUUUAUAAAGAGACGAGUACACAGGCUGAGCAGAACAGGUCUCUGGGGUUUAGUGGAAGGGUCUCAUCCUUAUCACUGGGGGGAGGACAUGAUGUUUAAAUGAGCUGCACUAUAUUAAUAUCAUUCCAUUUCAAUUGACUGAGAGAGGUUUUGAAGUUCGGUUUUGUCAACGUGAAUUUUUGUUGGAGGUUUUGUGCGACAUGGAAA